Jaculus jaculus (lesser Egyptian jerboa) is the source of this 1395-nucleotide messenger RNA. Its product is annotated as HMG box-containing protein 1-like. Gene Ontology annotation, biological process: regulation of transcription by RNA polymerase II. Gene Ontology annotation, molecular function: protein binding; RNA polymerase II cis-regulatory region sequence-specific DNA binding; DNA-binding transcription factor activity, RNA polymerase II-specific. The transcript has a single exon. NCBI's taxonomy places the organism in Eukaryota, Metazoa, Chordata, Mammalia, Rodentia, Dipodidae. Gene Ontology annotation, cellular component: nucleus. The record is from RefSeq and is a predicted model, not a curated record.
CAUAACAUGGUGUGGGAAGUGAAGACAAAUCAGAUUCCUAAUGCAGUACAGAAACUCCUGCUGGUAAUGGACAAGAGAGCUUCAGGAAUGAAGGACUCAUUGGAGCUGUUGCAGUGUAAUGAGAAUUUGCCAUCCUCGCCAGGAUAUAACUCCUGUGAUGAACACGUGGAACUUGAUGAUCUUCCUGAACUUCAAGCUGUUCAAAGUGAUCCUACCCAAUCUGCCAUAUACUAGCUAAGUUCAGAUGUUUCACAUCAAGAAUAUCCAAGACCAUCUUGGAACCAGGAUACCUCAGACAUACCGGAAAAUGCUUACCGAGAAAAUGAGGUGGACUGGUUAACAGAAUUAGCAAAUAUUGCCACUAGUCCACAAAGCCCACUUAUGCAGUGCUCUUUUUACAACAGGUCAUCUCCUGUACACAUCAUACCUACUAGCAAAAGUUUACAUUCCUAUGCACGCCCACCACCAGUGUCCUCUUCUUCAAAGAGUGAGCCAGCUUUUCCUCAUGACCACUGGAAGGAGGAAACACCAGUAAGACAUGAAAGGGCAAAUAGUGAGUCAGAAUCAGGCAUUUUCUGCAUGUCCUCCCUCUCAGAUGAUGAUGAUUUGGGAUGGUGCAAUUCCUGGCCUUCUACAGUUUGGCACUGUUUCUUGAAAGGCACAAGACUAUGUUUUCAUAAGGGAAGCAAUAAGGAAUGGCAAGAUGUUGAAGAUUUUGCUAGAGCCGAAGGCUGUGAUAAUGAGGAAGAACUCCAAAUGGGCACUCACAAGGGCUAUGGUUCUGAUGGUCUAAAGUUGUUAUCACAUGAAGAAAGUGUGUCAUUUGGUGAGUCUAUAUUGAAGCUAACAUUUGAUCCUGAUAUAGUAGAAGAUGGCUUACUUACCGUAGAGUGUAAGCUGGACCACCCUUUCUAUGUUAAAAAUAAAGGUUGGUCAUCAUUCUAUCCAAGUCUGACUGUGGUGCAGCAUGGCAUUCCAUGUUGUGAAAUUCAUAUUGGUGAUGUCUGUCUACCUCCUGGACACCCUGAUGCCAUUAAUUUUGAUGAUUCGGGUGUUUUUGAUACAUUUAAAAGCUAUGACUUCACACCUAUGGACUCUUCUGCAGUUUAUGUGUUAAGCAGUAUGGCUCGCCAGCGUCGUGCAUCUUUGUCUUGUGGAGGACCUGGUGGACGAGACUUCGCAGGAUCUGGAUUCAGUAAAAACUGUGGCUCACCUGGCUCAUCACAGCUCUCUUCUAACUCUUUGUAUGCUAAAGCUGUCAAAAACCACAGCUCAGGGACUGUGAGUGCCACUUCUCCUAAUAAGUGCAAAAGACCAAUGAAUGCCUUCAUGCUUUUUGCCAAAAAAUACAGAGUUGAAUACACUCAGAUGUAUCCAGGGAAAGAUAACAGGUAA